AUGGGCAUCUUGGGGCGCUAUGAUGAUGCCACAGAUCAGCUGGUGCCUGCUGCAAGAGGGCGGGUUUGGCGUUACGAUGACUCCUCUGAUUCUCAAGGGGGUUCUCCUUCGGACUCUUCGGGUGAAUCAAAUUCAGAUUCAGAGUCCAGCUCAACUUCCACCUCUGAACAAUCUGGAAGUGGAGAGGUUGCAGUGAAGCUAGGGGCGCUUCAAGUGCUGCAUGCCAAGGGAGAAACAGCUGAUGCAUCUUCCUAUGCUUUGAAUGGGCAGGAUGGUAGCAGGUUGCGGAAGCUUGUCGAGAACCCGGGGUGCUCCUGCGGCUGCGCAAUACCGUUCAAGGUCAUUGCCAAAGUAUGUGCUUCGUUUUGGGGUCUUCCCAAAGAGGCACAAGAUGCCUUCCUUUGGUCACUACAGAUUGAAGCAGGUAGGGGUCACAAAAACAAGUUUAGCAUCGAAGGAUAUCCAGUCUGUAGAUCAACCUGGCUGAAAUUUAUGGGCAUCGGCAAACAGCGUUUACAAAGAACCAAGAAACGAUUCCGCGGUGUUGACGACCGAACAUUGGUUCCAAGUGGAAAUGCAGGGCGGUCGCACCAAAGCACAUCUGUUCACGGCUUCUUCAGUCAUAUCUGGUGGACAGCUGCAGAAUCUAUGCCGGUUCAGUUUCAAUCAUCAGGCGCAACAGCACUAUCGCAAAGCGAUGAACACCUUCGUGAAGAAAUGUUGAAGAAGUUGAUUGAACACAAGCUCUUGGGUCCAAGUCGUCAAGUCAUGGAGCUGAAGCCAGACUCAUUACCAUUACGUGAACUCCCCCCCGGCAACACAUCUUCAUUGUUUUUGAUGUACCUGGCCUACAUGCGACCAUCUGGAGUUGCACCCGCUUCUAAAUCAACAUUUUACGAAGUUGCCAAAGAGUGGCGGGUUUGUCUUCGCUUCAGGCGGCAAUCAGAGCAUUCUAUGUGCGUAGUGUGCCAAACCCUGAAAGCUUCAAUCCAUGAUGCAACAGAUUUCGCAUUGCAUGCCCAGAAGUGCCAAGAGCUGCUGGCCCACUACACGGCACAGUGGCGCGACCGUGAAGUGUACUGGUCCGCUAGAGAUCGGAGUUCCCAGGUUGGUGACCUUCUGACAUGCAUUGUUGACUCCUUUGACAGAUCCAAGCUGUACCUACCGAAGUUCCCAUACAACAGGGUGCCAAAGCGGCCAGUGUACCAAACAUGCUUGAGAGUGUCGCUCACAUUGACGGCAGUCUUGUGCCAUGGGCAGGGCUGUUGGAUGUAUUUGGCUGCCGCUGAGGGAAUUGGGUGCGGCUCAAGUUGGAAUUGGGAAUGUGUGAUGCGAUCAUUGGAAAAGGUGUGGGUCAGGACCAGAGCCAAGAGCUCUCCAUUUCCUGCAGAGUUCUGGCUACAGUGUGACAACACCGUAAAGGAAUUCCGGAAUCAAUAUGGAUCCCGCGUACUAUCUGCAUUGGCCCAGGGAAGCUACUUUGCAUCCUGCACUGAAGCCCACCUUCGGGUGGGUCACACUCACGAAGAUAUAGAUGCCCUGUUCAGCAUAGUGACCUCAGCUAUACGAUCAGCGCCAGCAAGCUCCUUGCAAACACCCAGGGAUUUGCAGAGGUUGAUAGAUGCCCGAAUGUCUCCAAUUUUCGCUGCAAAAAAUCUAGCUUGGGGCAUUGAGAUCAUGGAUACUGUCAGAGAUUGGGUUUCCUUUGUGCCAGACCGGGUUACCUUUCGAAAUGCUUUCCGUGCCCGGAAACUCAAGUAUGGCCAUGAUGAUGAUGAGGAUCCUCGGAAGCCACUUCCCCAAACGUUCACCUUUGUACCACGAACAGGGCUUCCUGAUCAAGGGCAAGGGCUUGAACUUUCACAGCGUGUCCCUCGUGAUAUGAGGGCUCCUGACCAUGGGAGGUCUCCAGAUGAUGUUUUUUGCUUGGUGAAGGAGUCGAUGGCAGCAAGAUCAUUGUCACAAAUACCAUUGCUAGUGUUUCCAGCAAGCCUUUUGCCUUCGACCCAGCAGUGCUUUUUGGAUGCAAACAGUGCAAGGUGCCCAUUGCGAUCAUGGAAAAUUCAGGCUGAAAGAUGGGAUGAGCUGCGCGCCCUUAGACGUGCCAUCCAAUUUGACUUCCCGCACCUUGCCAGGGCGGCGGGGUGGUAUGAGCAGCUUCUCGUCACUCCAGAGGCAACGCCACAAUUUGAUCGGGUUCCUCAAUUGUCGUUUUUGAGGCAUGCAUCUGCCCGUCAACAGGACUGGCAUGCGUUUCAGUUGCGGGGCAACCCACCGGCUCCGAAGCCACAUGAGCUGCAGGUGGUUUUCCACAGGGCACGCUAA
Molecule: messenger RNA, 2325 nt
Organism: Durusdinium trenchii
Lineage: Eukaryota; Dinophyceae; Suessiales; Symbiodiniaceae
Source: the annotation of a GenBank genome assembly